Messenger RNA from Mangifera indica (mango), 2211 nucleotides. RefSeq lists its product as uncharacterized. The coding region runs from base 106 to 1998 and encodes 630 amino acids. The record is from RefSeq and is a predicted model, not a curated record. The transcript has 8 exons. NCBI's taxonomy places the organism in Eukaryota, Viridiplantae, Streptophyta, Magnoliopsida, Sapindales, Anacardiaceae. Gene Ontology annotation, molecular function: protein binding.
CACAAAUCAAGCUCUUAUAACAGCAAUUUUGUUUCACUUCAAUAUAAAUUGCAACCACAAUUUUGGAGAAUAUAUAUUAGGCUGCUGCUGUGAAAUUAAACUAAAAUGCCUGAGGCAUCUGCUUCCAGGGAAAUCGCAGGCAUGAACAAAGAUGGAAAGAACCCCGAAUACACCCAAAAUCUGCGUCUAUACAGGGCUGUGGAUGCUGGCGAUUUUGAAACUACAGUGAAUUACCUUGAUGCCAAUCCAACUGCGCUAACCGCCAGCCUUUCAGCGGACGGUGACACAGCUCUUCACAUUGCGGUGCUAGCAGGCCGAGUAAAGAUUGUUGAAGAGCUAGUGAAAAGGAUCAGCGCAGAAGACUUGGGAAUCAAUAACAAGAAUGGUGCCACAGCCCUUAAUUUUGCAGCCACCGGUGGAAUCACAAAGAUUGCUGAGUAUUUAGUGAAGAAGAGCUCGGAAUUGCUUCGCAUUCCGAACAAGCACGGCUACAUACCAGUGGUUGUGGCGUCUCUCUAUGGCCAUCGAGACAUGGUUCGAUAUCUUUACUAUGAAACUCCCAUGGAGGAGCUCAACCCGGACAAGAGCAAGAACGGUGUUAUGCUUCUCACAACAUGCAUUGUUGACGACCUCUACGAUAUUGCUCUGGAUCUGUUGCAACGCUACCGGCAACUGGCUUUUGAGCAAGAUAACGACGGCGACACGGCCAUUGAUAUGUUGGCUCAAAAACCUUCUGCAUUUCCAAGUGGAAGUCAGCUUACACUAUGGCAAAAAUGGAUUUAUCCAUGUAUUUAUAUUCCUCCUCUUCAUGUCUCAAACAACAACCGCGAAGACAUUGAAAGGCCGCAUCAUGAGUGCCCAGCUGAGCACAAGAAUGUGAUCACACGAGCAUUGUAUCACUUUCGGGAUAUGGUGUGGAAAAGCUUGAAAAUAUUUGUUCCAGCUAUCAUGUCCCUAUAUGAGUUAAAGUUGACUCAUGUUCAAGCUCAAGAGCUCCUUAGCUGUAUUUGUGAAGAACUAUCAUAUGAGGGAGAGUCACAAUUUGAGAAAGUUGGAAUAAAGAAGGUGAUAUUCAAAGCUGUUAAGCAUGGAAUUGUUGAGUUCAUCGUAGAGAUUAUGAAGCAUUACCCUGAUAUUAUAUGGUGCUAUGAUGAACUCAAUCGCCAUAUAUUUUUAUAUGCAACUUUGCAACGCCAAGAAAAAAUUUUCAGCCUUAUUUACACCAUUGGUGCAAAGAAGAGCUCCGUGGCAACCUCUUGGGACAAAAACCACAACAACAUUUUGCAUCAAGCUGCAUAUUUAGCUCCAUCUUCUCAGCUCGAUCGGGUCUCAGGUGCAGCUCUGCAAAUGCAAAGAGAACUACAAUGGUUCAAGGAGGUGGAGAGCAUUGUGCAACCUAAAUAUAAGGAAAUGAUUAAUAUGCAACACAGAACGCCUCGAGCUUUAUUUACUGAGCAGCACAGGAAAUUAGUAGAAGAAGGAGAGAAAUGGAUGAAGGAGACGGCUAAUUCAUGCACAGUGGUGGCUGCACUUAUCGCCACCAUUAUGUUUUCAGUGGCAUUCACUGUCCCUGGUGGUUAUAAUGAAUACAGUGGCAUUCCUCUCUAUAUAAACCGCAAUUCCUUCAUGGUUUUCAUCGUCGCCGAUGCCAUGUCAUUGUUCUCUUCCUGCACUACGUUGCUUAUGUUCUUGGGAAUCCUCACUUCGCGAUAUCGUGAAGAAGAUUUCCUCAAGUACUUGCCGACUAAAUUGAUCAUCGGUCUCUCUUCUCUCUUCUUCUCUAUAGCGACAAUGAUGAUAACUUUCGGAACAACUCUUGUGAUUAUGCUUCGAGAUCGAGUAUGGUGGGUGUCCUUUCCAAUUAUCUUGCUUGCUAGUAUUCCUGUCACCAUUUUUGCUCUCCUGCAAUUCCCUCUUCUGGUUGAGAUUUUUUUCUCAACUUAUGGACCUGGCAUCUUUAAGAAGCCGAAGAAAUGGUGGUUGAUUGGAAUGGAGUAGAUACUUUAUAACUCUAUAAAACUUUAAUCUCAAUUAGUUCAGACUGUCAUGGCUUGCUUUAUUUAAGUAUGUGAGAAAUGUAGGCAUUCCAUUUUCUGAUUGGUAUCUCAUUGCUUUUUCUUGUAUGUUGUGUGAAGGAAACAUUAUACAUAAUUGUGAUGAUUAAUUACUUGAACAUUUUUUAAUUUGCUUAUAAAUAGUUUAUUUCAGUAG